Zea mays is the source of this 2082-nucleotide messenger RNA. RefSeq lists its product as uncharacterized. The coding region runs from base 1050 to 1784 and encodes 244 amino acids. The record is from RefSeq and is a predicted model, not a curated record. The transcript has a single exon. NCBI's taxonomy places the organism in Eukaryota, Viridiplantae, Streptophyta, Magnoliopsida, Poales, Poaceae.
UCUAUUUAUUCGGGCUCUUCCAAAAUUUUCGUGAUAUUCAGAACGUAGUUGUUCCGAAAAUUGGUGCGUCCGGUGAUUAUUUCAAAUUCAUCGCUCGCGCGAAUACGAAUUCGGAAGCCCGAACCACUUGGACGAUUUUUAUCCCGAAUAAGUUAAUUUGAGCUCAACGCCUAAAAUGUGCGGGGCAAAAUAAUUCGAAUCGCGAGAAAUCUUGCACAAGUUUAUGAUCCAAUUUAUCCUCCAUCCCACACUGUAGGGUAAUCAACUCAACUAUGUUUACAUAACGGAUGAAUUUUUAUCCGAUUUUGACUUAACCAGUGUUGUCUUAAUUAUUGUCCGAAUACUGUAGUCUGAUCUAGUUUGGCUCUUCAAAAUCUUAAUUUUUGGAACCAUGGUACACAGAUUCUUCCUGGAGUCCGACUUUAUCGCCGUGGAGGCCUUAUCCUAUUUUUUUUUCGUUCUUCAGAAGUUCAGAGCGUCCCUAUCUCCUUCCCUCUGCUCUGAUUUUUCCAGCAGCCGGUUUCCCCUGAUAUUCUUCCACGCUGCGCCGAUUAGCACCUGGAUAUGUUCUCCAGCGCACAACCUUAUCCUGCAGCCACCCUCGCCUGAUUCUUUCCCAGCCGCCGCUCUGGGCGAUUAAAAAUCCUGCUCACCGGCCGGAUCUCCGGCGUCGUCUGCCCCUGCUUUCCUCGGUGUCCUCCCCACAGUCGUCUCCUUCCUCUGCUCGUCGCUGAAAUUCGCCGGCCGCGAACGCCCAUGGCGCACCCCCAGUCCCUGCUUUCUCUUUGCCUCUCUCUCUUAUCCAUGGCCGCCGGUCGCUCCUUUCUGUCCCGCCCGGUGCUCUGCACUGCUCCGUCGCUUGGUCUCCGGCUCGCCGCGUGCGCAAGGUUUCUCUGGUUCAGCCGUUCUUCUUCCUCCCCCUGCGUCCCUGCUCUGCUCUGUCUGCCGCGCGCUGAGUGCCGAGGCUCCUGCUCGACCGCUCCUCUCUGGCUUCUCUCUCUCCCUCCAUCUCUCUCUGCUCACCGCGGCUCUUCCCCAAGUCUGGUGCCAUGGCGCUUGUCAGCCGCGACCUUGCCAGGCUCGGUCCCUGCUGCUGCUCGCCCAUCUCCUUCAUCUCCCUCCUCUCCAUCGUGGUGUUCCUCUCCCUGGUGCUUUUCUGUGCCGGCCGCCCUCACCUCUGCUCCUCCUGGUUGGCCGAGCAGCUCGCCCUCUCUUGUCGUGCGUCCUGCUCGCCCUCAGCUUUUCACGGAGCUCGCCCCGGCCUUAGCUCCUUGCUCGUCAUGGCUACUGUGCGCUCCCUGCUCUUGUGCCGCAUGCAGGCUUCCCUGCCGGAGUUCCGCCAUCCGCGGCCUCUGCCCUGCUUCCUUGGCUGCGUGUCCUUCUGCCGGCCAAGCUCGGCUCUGCGCUUUCCCUUUCUCUGUGCUUGUGCUCGCCGUGCCGUGAGUCACUGGCCAGCAGUCCAGCUCGCCUCCACUUCCUACGUUCCCUGCUCCAGCUCUACUGUCGCGCGCGCAGCUCGCCCCUGCGCAGGUGAAUCGCCCUUGGUGCUGGUCGCGUGUUCCUCGCCCGGCUCGGUCGCGACCUCGCCGUUGUUCCUCAGCUCGGCGCCUGCUUCUUGUUCCUGUUGCCCGUGUCAAGCUCCCUUUAACCGGUCGUCGUCUAGCUCCUCUAUUGCGCGCGUGAGGUUCUCUCCUCGUCACGGUGUGUCGAGUUUUCUCGUCGAGUCUCGCCGCGUGUCCUGUUUCCUGCUCGCCAGCGUGCCCUCUCGGCUCGCUCGGCUUUAAAAUCCCUAUCUCGUCGUCGACCUCGCCAUGACUUAGUUCGUCUGUCGUGCUGGUCACUAUUCCAUAUUGUGCCUAUUAGCUCGGAUCCUGUCCCAGCUCGUCGUUGUGUCAUUCAUAGUCCAGUCGUCAAACCCGUCAUCUCCUGCUCAACCCCACCUCACCAGCUCGCUCAAGACUGCAAUCGAAGGUCGUCGUCAAUCCGUGCGUCAGCACGAAAUCCCAAGAAUCGGGUGAAGACGAAGCUAGCAGCGCGAUAUUUCUCAAGCGCUCGACAAAUUGCCUAGAUCGAAAGAUCACU